Molecule: messenger RNA, 2667 nt
Organism: Phytophthora sojae
Lineage: Eukaryota; Oomycota; Peronosporomycetes; Peronosporales; Peronosporaceae
Exons: 5
Coding region: 1-2667 (888 amino acids)
Source: RefSeq, a predicted model, not a curated record
AUGGUGCCGCGACCGGCGAGUACUACUUCGAAUGACGGACUAACGAUCCAAGAGGCAUCGGAGGCAGGUGCGCAGUCGGCUGGAAGGUCGCCGACCGCAAGAGAACACAGUGAGAGACCUGUCGCGUCAUGGAGCUCUGAGGGAACCUUCACGACAGGCCACGGGGCCAGCGACGACCAGGAGGACUACGAAGAACAGUUUGCCGUUCCCGAUGCGGCUCCCGACGAGGGAGCCGCGAAGGGCCGCGACGCAAGUCGCGGUCCUACCGGUCGGAAGCCUGCAAAGGCCGACGACCAACAACAACCCACCGCCAAGGCAGCCACGAAGCGCAAGCCGCCCAAGAGGAAGAAAAAGAAGCUGCGCGCGCCGAAGUCGGCGGAGGGGUCGCUGCCCAAGCCGCAAGGCCACGGGACGUCACUCUUCCGUCUGCUAGAACAAGACCCAAUCUUGGUCUUCCUCAAGCCCAUGCUGAUGAGCAACUUCACAGGCCCCUUCGUGGCACCGGACUUCGAUAGUCUCACCAGCGUUGCCCACGCCGCGCCGACUCUCUUCCAGAUGGUGCGUGACUCGGGGUUCGUGCUGGGGGCUUUCGAGAUGGAGAGGCUGUGCGAUUGGGACUUCAAAUCUUGGUUACGUGCGAUUCGCGUCGUGCAGGAGCCCUUGACGACUCUCGCCGGAUCCAUCAAACAAGCCGCGAUGAGUUCUGCGACGGGCCAAGACGCGCCGAGCCCCUCGGCGGGUCCAGCCCAGACUUCGACGACCACGCCCUCACCUCCACCUCGAUACCAAUCAAGCGUGGACUCCGACAGCAGUUUCGAGUCGCCCAAGCGCAUGCCCAUGAACCGGCCGCCGCGCGUCAUGCAGCUAUCCGCGGCGCCCACACGCACAGAGGUGACGAAACCCGCCGAGGAGGUGCUUCCCAAGGCCUUGAGAGAAUCUAUCAUCAAGCUGAUGCAGAUGACAGUGAUGAACACCCCGCGGGCCAACACGGCCGCAAUUCCGACGGGGCCGAAGGCUCCCGCGAAUCUCACACCCACGGUGGCUCGCCCCCAGGAGGCAGCGGAUGUCGCCAUGGAGUCGGUCAGUUCGCGUUCUUCGACGAGGUCCAGGACUCGACGCGACGCGGACGAGGACCCCGAUGACCUGUUCGACUUGGACAUCGGAGUGCCAAGAACCACGGCCGCCGUCUCAACGGCAACAGCCGGCGGCGUAGUCCUCGCUCGCGUACGCCUCUCAGCAUCUUCCGAGCUGAAAGAGUUCUCGGGACGGGACGCCAGCGAAGAGAAAGCCAGACUGUGGCUCAACCGUCUGAAGUCCGCCGCGCGGCGCGACGGGAUGACGGGCGAAGAAGUGUGCAGGCAGUUCAGCGAUCUAAUGAGCGGCCCUGCGCGCCAAUGGUAUCUCCAGUUGCCCAGGAAGGUCAAGCAAUCAUGGACCGAGCUGAUGGAGCAAUUCGGGGUGCAGUACUGCGGCAAGGGCGUGUCAAUGGCCAGUCGCUACUACCAUGCGGCUCAGCGCCCCGACGAGACCCCUCUGGAUUACUUGUACCGGCUCAACGUCGCGGGCUUGAGGGCCAACAUCCCAUACGCCGAGGGUACGACUGAAGAGAAGCGCGAACACGUCGAGCAUUUCAUCCGGACGCUGAACACGCAGGAGGCCGAACUCACCUCGCCUCUUACGCUGGUGGAGGUCGCCGACUCCGAGGCGCUGGAGAAGAAGCUGCAAAAUGACUCUCUCGGCUCGAACAAGUUCCGUCAAAAGGCGCUGACCCCACCGAUUCAGCCGGCGCGCGCCGUGCAUGCGAUUCACGUCGCGUCGGACGAGUACGAUUCGGGACGCGAAAGUCGCGACAGCGACGAUCGCCAGUACGACCAAGACGAGGCGGACGAAGAACGCGCCAAGUUGUUCGUCGCGGGAUGGGCCCCGCCGGGAGAGCCGGCGCAACGCGCGCCGCGAAUCGCGGCGGUCCGACGGACGACGGACGACGAGUUUGCACGUGAACCACCCCUGGACGAGAUCGACUUGCCACCAGGAGAGCGACGCGGGUACUGGAAACAUUACGCGCCGCACAAGUGGUACAAGCAGGCCAAGAUUCAUGGAAAGCAGAACAACCGCCGUGCUGUGUUAUUGCUCGACACAGGUGCCGAGGAGUCCAUCCUGGACACCACCUUUGCUCGUGAGGUAGGCUGCCUGAUUGACACGGAGAUCACGCAAGAGUGUGUGGGAAUUCGUGAUGAGACAUAUUACACGUGCGCAUCGACAGUGGACAGCACGGCGUGCUUCCCCGACGAGGUGCAUAUCCAGAUGAUCGGGCGAAGACCGCUAUACGGCGCACGGAUGCACUCGGUUAACGUCAAGACGCCUGUGAGGCUCGAACCAGGAGACACGCAUGAAGUCUUGCUAAGGCCGGAUCGAAACGCGCCGUUCCUGUGGGUGACACGGGCAGAGUCGUGGGUGACUACCUUUGUCAAGGGGAGAGUCGGAAAGAAAACGUACCUGCGUGUCAUGAACAUCGGAGACGCAGCGAUAACCCUCGACGCGCAUGAAACGCUUGGGUGGUGGACGCCGUCUGGUGGCCAGCCUCGGAACCGUGGAUUCGUCCGACUGGGCUCCACCCGGUACCAGCAGUGGCAGAAUCUGGCGUACGGCGCGACGCGCGACGCGUAG